AUGGCCCCCUGCCCGCGGCGGCUGCUUCCGCUGCUGCUGCUGCUGCUGCUGCUGCUGCUGUUGCUCGGGGGCCCUGCUGCACGCCCCGCCCCGCCCAGGGCCACCCGGCACUCGGACGGGACUUUCACCAGUGAGCUCAGCCGCCUGCGGGACAACGCCAGGCUGCAGCGCCUGCUGCAGGGCCUGGUAGGCAAGCGCAGGCCUGAUUCUGAUUUGGGGGGACAGCGAGCAGGACCUAGAGAACUGCACUACCAGGUCCAAGCCUGUGGACGGCCCCCUGUGCCUGCUGUGGCUGGACGUGCGUACUUCACAGGCCUGCCUGGCCUGACCGGCCUGCGGGAACCCCCUUGGUGGAGCCGUCAUCAGGGCCAUAAAGUGGGUGGCACCUGCCAGGUCAAAGUUCGUCUCUGA
Octodon degus (degu) is the source of this 411-nucleotide messenger RNA. It is a transcript of the gene Sct, whose product is annotated as secretin. Gene Ontology annotation, cellular component: extracellular region. The transcript is spliced from 4 exons. Gene Ontology annotation, biological process: positive regulation of pancreatic juice secretion; positive regulation of somatostatin secretion; brain development. Lineage: Eukaryota; Metazoa; Chordata; Mammalia; Rodentia; Octodontidae. The coding region runs from base 1 to 411 and encodes 136 amino acids. The record is from RefSeq and is a predicted model, not a curated record. Gene Ontology annotation, molecular function: hormone activity.